CUGCUCACGCCGAACUUGCUCUCACACGAUCUGACAUUGAACACCCACCACAUUGCAAGAGAAGAUACCCAUAUAUACACACCCCUUCAGACAGCAAGCAAACGGCAGAGCAUCGGCAUGAUCAGCGACGCCACCAACAGAAUGACCAACACCACGCGUCCCUCACCGACACCCGUCAACUUGCAAACCCCCUCCCGCUCCCUCCGCGCCCGUAUUACCCGCGUCGAUUACAGCAAUUCCGGCACGGGCAAGUCCGCGCGGCGGCGCGGGACGAGUAGCAGGGCGUCGAGUGUGUUUACGGAUGUUGGGGAAGGGCAUGAGGGGAAUGAGGAGAAUGUUAAUGUCGGGAGUCCAUUGCCUGUGAAGACACCAGUGACACCGGCGUUCCGAAAGGCGGGAUCGACGGGGAGUAACCAUACGGCGUUCAAGCUUGGCCCUGCGGACGAUAUUUUCAGCAACAUCGAGGUGUCGGCUGAGGAUACCAUCAUAGAACAACCCCACCCGCUAACAACCCUCUUUGACGGCUUCGCAAGCAUCCUGGGACUCCUGUGGAGAAUGACGCUUCUGCCCUGGAAAUGGAUGUACAAACGUCGCGCGGCGCUGAAGCUCAUCGUCGUCUUCCUCAUCGUUUCCACACUGUUUUAUUUUCUAAGGGAGUAUCAGCCGUCGAGGGGAGAGAGGCAUUAUGUUCGGGUGCCGGUGGUUGAUACGAAGCCAUCGCUGCCGCUGCCGCCAACGGAACAGGAUUCGGAUCAGGAGUGGGAGAAGGUUAGGCAGGAGUAUCCCAGGUUGAGUGACGGGAUCAAGCGCGUGCAGGGGACCGUUGAGGUGUUGGAGACAAGGGUUCAGGAGACGGAGACGCGGUAUGACGGGUUGGAGAAGAAUGUUCAAAGUCUGGAAACGAAGCAUGAUGGGCUGAAGACACAGCAUGAGGAGCUGAUAACUCAGCAUGAGGGGCUCGCCACGGUUGUCGCGGAUCAGAAACGCAGUAUUGAGAAUGUUGUGGAUAAUGUGCAAGCUGUGGAGCGAAAACAGGCGGAGCACAAUCAGAAAUUGGAUGAGCUUCGGCAGGCGCGGGAUGAGGACCAGGACCGCAUGCGGAGGGAGUUGGAGGCUGCAGAGCAGAAGCGAGCAGAACUUGCGACUCAGGUUGACAACCAUGGAAUAAAGCUGUCAUCUGUGGAGACCAACGCAAACCGCCUAGAGACCAAAAUCGACUCUGUGCGGGACGCGUGGCGAGAAGAGCUAACCGCCACCGAGAAAACCAUGAACACAAAAAUCGACCACAACAUCCUCUACCUCCGCGACGACUACACCCGCCUUGCGCUACAUGUCUCCGACCUCGCAGAAGUCGUCCUUAAAGUUGCCAGCAACCCGCGCCGCCACAGCGAAGACCUCCUUCCACCGGACUACGCGCUGGGAAGCGGCGGGGGGAGGAUUAUACCGAAGUUGACGUCUAUGAGAUACUCGGUGGGCUUUGGGACGCCGUUUUUGGAUUUGGUGGGGUAUAAGAGGAAGCCGGGGAAGGAUCCGAUGACGUUGUUGCAGCCGGAGACGCAGCCGGGGAAUUGUUGGCCUAUGAAAGGCAGCAUCGGUCAAUUCGGAAUCCAACUCAUCCGUCCCAUCAUCCCCACCGCCCUCACAAUCGAACACGCGCCCAAAGAAUCCUGGACCUCUCACGAAUCCAUCUCCGCCCUCCGGCAUUUCGAACUGUACGCCGUCUACAACCCCUCCAGCACCUUCGAAACCGCCGCGGCCGCCAAUGCAACAAAUACCGACAUGGACGCCAACGCCACCACUCCACCGCCGCGCCUACACCUCCUCACCGCUGAAUUUAACCCGCAUGUUUCUGCGACAACCACAUUCGCGGUUCCCGGGACGGUGGUUGAGGCGUUGAGGGGGGUUUUGGAGAGGACGGGCGUGGCCGUGCCGGCGGUGAUGGUGAAGGUGAAGGGGAAUUGGGGACAUGAGGAGUGGACUUGUGUUUAUCGGGUUAGGGUGCAUGGGGAGCCGGUGGGGGAUAGGGGGUUGGAGAAGGCGGGGGAGGAGGAGGGAGCGGUUGGGGAGGUGGUGCGGGAUGGGAGUGCUGAUGUUGGAGACGGGGUUUGAGGCGGUAGCUGG
Molecule: messenger RNA, 2121 nt
Organism: Fimicolochytrium jonesii
Lineage: Eukaryota; Fungi; Chytridiomycota; Chytridiomycetes; Spizellomycetales; Powellomycetaceae
Product: UNC-like C-terminal-domain-containing protein
Exons: 4
Coding region: 118-2109 (663 amino acids)
Biological process (GO): nuclear envelope organization
Cellular component (GO): nuclear envelope; meiotic nuclear membrane microtubule tethering complex
Molecular function (GO): protein-membrane adaptor activity
Source: RefSeq, a predicted model, not a curated record